ACCUCUUUGUCAGCCAUCCACCCUAGUCAGAAGGCAGCAGUUACUAGACAAAGGCACUAUGUGUCUUACUCCUACUGACAAAUCUAUUUCCCUUCCUGGGUGCUUGGCCACAAGGAAUGGAGAACAAACAGUGAAAUGAAAGGACUCGAGUGGGUACUUGGAGACGCUGAAGAACUGCCCUUUGAUGAUGACAAAUUUGAUGUUUACACCAUUGCAUUUGGGAUCCGGAAUGUCACACACAUUGACCAGGCUCUCCAGGAAGCCCAUCGGGUCCUAAAGCCAGGAGGACGAUUCCUCUGUCUGGAGUUUAGCCAAGUGAAUGAUCCCUUCAUAUCCAGACUCUAUGAUCUGUACAGCUUUCAGAUCAUCCCUGUCAUUGGCGAGGUUAUUGCAGGAGACUGGAAGUCCUACCAAUACCUUGUGGAAAGUAUUCGGAAGUUCCCAAAUCAGGAAGAAUUCAAAGAGAUGAUUGAAGAUGCAGGCUUUCAGAAGGUGACUUAUGAGAACCUCACUACAGGGAUUGUGGCCAUUCAUUCAGGCUUCAAACUUUAGCUCCUUUUCUACUGUGGAGCAUGAGGCAGUCAUUUCUGCUGAAGCCUAGAACUGGAAGAUAAUCUCUCUGAUGAGACAGUAGCUGAGCAUCCGUCUCCUAAGGGUAUAAAACCUUGGAUUCAUGUUCUGCACUGACCAGCCUCAAAAAGGAAGAAACAAAUGCUUUCAUUUUUUUGUAGCUCUCAUUAGCAGCUACCCAGGCUGCUCUGGCCUCCAGAAGUAUCUGGCCUGAUUUUUGCUAAACUCCUGCUAGCACUUAUCUGUGCCAUGUGGGAGUCAGGUGAGAGCAGCUCCAAUGAAGUUUUGAAGCUUAUCUAUAGCUUCUCCAUCACAGACGUUUUCCAGAGCAAUAAUGGAUCAUUGGAACCCAAGGCUGAUUUGAACCAGCCCUGCAGACCACAGCUGAAUGAAUGAAUCUAGGGCCAAAAGCCAAGGUCCAAGUCAGAACGCUGGUGAGGUGUUCAGGGGUGAGCACGUGCUAGAGCUGGGGCUGAGGACGCAGCUCAGUGGGAGAGCACAUGCGCUUAGCCUAUUGAGGCCCUGGGUUUGGUGUUCAUCACCAGAAAAAAAAGUAGGGUUUUGUGAAGCAGUAAAGUUUACAAUUUGG
Messenger RNA from Psammomys obesus (fat sand rat), 1159 nucleotides. RefSeq names its product coenzyme Q5, methyltransferase (gene Coq5). Gene Ontology annotation, biological process: ubiquinone biosynthetic process. The record is from RefSeq and is a predicted model, not a curated record. Lineage: Eukaryota; Metazoa; Chordata; Mammalia; Rodentia; Muridae. Gene Ontology annotation, molecular function: methyltransferase activity. The coding region runs from base 136 to 552 and encodes 138 amino acids. The transcript is spliced from 5 exons.